UACUCAUUUACCCUAAAGCUAACAAAAAUAAGCCUUUGUGAUUAGCAGAUUUUGUUUCCUGCACACUUGCUUUGCGCAUAAUAAUUCAUAUUCAAAUAACUUUGGUCAUAGCUAGUUCCACGAGAAUUCAAUGUUAUUUCGCCUAAAACAGUUUUCUGAGAGAAACAGUUCAAAAGGAUUUAUUACGCAGUAGAUCGAAGUUGACUUCUAUAUCAGAUAUUUCCUGCCACUUUCCAAUAUGUUUAUGAUCUGGUAUCCAUGGUAAUGCAAUCUGUUUCUGACAGGCGAUUAUCAUGACGACUACGAGACAGUUAUUAUCGUUGCGACGCAUGUCUGAAGAAUUGGAAAAGUUAGAGAAUAAAAGUCAACAGAAACUUAUACAACGUAGGCACUCGACAAUAUCUUAUGAAUCUUCAAGCACUGAGUGUUCGGAGCAAUUUGAAACAGUUUUUCGAGACUCUGUAAAUGUUAAACAUAAAGUACGAUUAGAUAUCUGCAGUGAUGAAAAUUAUAUGCGACCUGAUGAUGGACCUGUUGAGAAUUAUGGAAAUCUUGAGUGCAACUGUUCGUCAAACAAAUGCAAAGGGCUCUCAUUACAAAUUUCAGAUUUUUUUACCAACAAAAACUUACCACCAAACGUUACCGACAUCGAUACUGGGGUUACGGACUUCACAAAUUGUGGUGAAUAUGCCCAAGACAUCAUUCAGUACUUACAGGAAAUUGAAAAGAAAUGGGUCUUAAAAGCCGACUUUCUACGCAGGCAAAGAGAAGUAAGCUGUAACAGUCGAGGAAUUCUGAUUGAUUGGAUUAUCAAUGUACAAGUUCAUCUGAAAUUCUGCGAAGAAACUUUAAUGCUCACAGUGAAGCUCAUAGAUGUAUUUUUAGCUGUCCAAAAUACACCCCUGGAUAAAUUACAACUUCUUGGAAUUGCAUGUCUUUUUCUUGCUUCCAAGUUUUACCAACAAGAUAUUUUAAAGGUCUCUCAGCUCAUUUAUCUGACAGAUAACUCUUACAGCAAACAGCAAUUGCUCUCAACAGAAUUGUUUGUUCUAGCAGUGAUGAAUUUUGAAUUAUCAAUACCAACACCAAUUGUCUUCUUGGGAAGAUUCUUACUGGCUGAAUUACAUAAGAGAGAAGUCGAGGACCUUUGUAAGUAUUUGAUGAACUUGGCCCUAGUUGAUCACGAAUUCGUGGUUUAUCGAUCUUCAGAAAUUACUGCGUCCGCUUUAUUACUUUCUCGAUAUGUUUUGAAACCUAACAUAAAAGAGGCAUGGACGCCUGGGUUAACUUAUUAUACUGGCUAUAAACGAUUUCAGUUGGAUUCCUGCGUUAAAAAAUUAGCAACGAAGCUACUUGAUGUCGAAAUAUCUGAAUAUCAGGGUCCUCGUCAUAAGUUUGCGCUACAAUCAAAAUAUGGCUGUAUAAGCCACCAUCCUGCUCUGAGUGCAACUCAACCACUCCGGAAAGCAACCAAAGGAAUGUUGACUUACUUAUGUUAGUCUAUCGCAGCAGUUGUUGGUAUUUCGUGUCUAAUACACUUUGUCAUUAAUCCUCACUGUGUAGUUGUCUGUGUGUAUAAAUUCCAGAUAUCACGGAUAAUUGUUAUGGAUCUGUUUUUGCAUGAUGCAAAAAUAUAUAAAUAAACUGUAUAUUUCAGCAUUGUUUCAGCUAAACAAGUUUUGAUGAUUUCAAUUUUUUUGCUUUAUUUUAUUUGUUAAUCAUAAUGUUUAGGUCAACAUUUUUCUCAUGACAUUUGUCUAGUUUUUAUAUAUUCA
Messenger RNA from Octopus sinensis (East Asian common octopus), 1775 nucleotides. Its product is annotated as G2/mitotic-specific cyclin S13-7-like. The transcript has 9 exons. Gene Ontology annotation, biological process: mitotic cell cycle phase transition; regulation of cyclin-dependent protein serine/threonine kinase activity. Lineage: Eukaryota; Metazoa; Mollusca; Cephalopoda; Octopoda; Octopodidae. The record is from RefSeq and is a predicted model, not a curated record. Gene Ontology annotation, cellular component: nucleus; cytoplasm; cyclin-dependent protein kinase holoenzyme complex. Gene Ontology annotation, molecular function: cyclin-dependent protein serine/threonine kinase regulator activity. The coding region runs from base 294 to 1499 and encodes 401 amino acids.